AUGGGUGGGUCUCAGGAACCCUCCAUCUCAGAGAUGCUGCUGCUGCUGCUGCCCCUGCUGUGGGCAGCUUCCCUGGCUCAGAGUGAAAUAUUCUGGCUGCAAGUGCAGGAGUCAGUGACGGUGCAGGAGGGUCUGUGUGUCCGAGUGCCCUGCAGUGUGUUCUACCCCCAGGAUGGCUGGAAUGAUUCUACCCCAGCUCAUGGCUACUGGUUCCAGGAAGGGGCAAAUCCAUACCAGGAUGCUCCUGUGGCCACAAAUGACCCAGAUCGUGAAGUACAGGAAGAGACGCAGGGACGAUUCCACCUCUUUGGAGACCCCCAGACCUACAACUGCUCCCUGGACAUCACAGAUGCCAAGAGGAGGGACAAUGGAAAAUACUUCUUUCGGGUGGAGACAAAUAGAACAAAAUGGAAUUACAAAUCUAACCCUCUCUCUGUGCGUGUGAUGGCCCUGACCCAUACUCCCCACAUCCGCAUCCUGGGGAUCAUGGAGUCUGGCCACCCCAGCAACCUGACCUGCUCUGUACCUUGGGCCUGUGAGCGGGGCACACCCCCCAUAUUCUCCUGGACAUCAGCUGCCCUCACCUCCCUGGGCCCCAGGACCCACUUCUCCUCAGUUCUCACCCUCACCCCACGGCCCCAGGACCAUGGCACCAACCUCACCUGUCAGGUGAAGUUCCCUGCAGUUGGUGUGACUGCGGAAACAACCAUCCAGCUGAAUGUCACCUGGAGAUCAGGGCCCGUGGCAGAGGUGGUUCUGGUGGCCAUUGUGGAAGUGACUGUGAAGACCCUGCUCCUCCUCCUCAUCUUACUCAUGUGA
Messenger RNA from Equus caballus (horse), 819 nucleotides. Its product is annotated as myeloid cell surface antigen CD33. Gene Ontology annotation, molecular function: sialic acid binding. NCBI's taxonomy places the organism in Eukaryota, Metazoa, Chordata, Mammalia, Perissodactyla, Equidae. The record is from RefSeq and is a predicted model, not a curated record. Gene Ontology annotation, cellular component: plasma membrane. Gene Ontology annotation, biological process: cell adhesion.